Parnassius apollo (apollo) is the source of this 750-nucleotide messenger RNA. Lineage: Eukaryota; Metazoa; Arthropoda; Insecta; Lepidoptera; Papilionidae. The record is from the annotation of a GenBank genome assembly.
AUGUUCCAUAACAUCGACGAAAAGUAUCACCUCGUGACCGAAGCGUAUUCUGUUACCAAGAACCUGUUCAUCCAAGGGCGUGAUAGCUACGAAAGGCUAAAGAAUAGAUCGCUGCAUGUCAUGGACACUUUCUUAGAUCAAGUAACCAUCGUUAAUGAAGAGAUGGCAAAAGAACUUAGAAGUGCUAUCAUCAAAUUUUAUAAAAUCAAAUAUUUUCAUGAUUUCACGCAUUACGUAAUUUCUAUGGAAGAGAUCGUAAACAUAACAGAGCACUGUCUCAAGGAACCAGUGGAGAAACUCGAGCUGAUCAGAAAGCAAUUUCACAACGUAAUCUACAACUUCCACGACUCUAGGAACUUCGAGAUUGUGAACAAAUGCUACAGUGAGUUGCCUGAUGAAGUCGCAACAGCUCACUGCUUAUUACACCAGGCUGUGCUCUUCAAUGAAACAAUGGAAGCGAGCCUCAUCGCUAUAGUUGAGAUAAAGACCCGUCAACACGCGAAAGACAUGAACGCUACGCUUUUCGGAGUGCGGGAGUGCCUUAACGACUUCGUCCCAAAUUUCUACGAACAGCUGUUGGUUGAUGCUUACACCAACAGCUGUGGUUUCCUUAAAGUCGCGAACGCAUCUGUGUCAGACUUAAUAGAAGAUCGAUGGAAAAAAUACCAUCAGACGAAGUUGCCGAAAAAAUGGAGCCCGCUUGUUGAUUUCUUUGAAGAGAAUUCGAUGGUCAAAAGUAAUCAUGAAUAA